Messenger RNA from Capsicum annuum, 726 nucleotides. Its product is annotated as ubiquitin-related modifier 1 homolog 1. Gene Ontology annotation, cellular component: cytoplasm; nucleus. The record is from RefSeq and is a predicted model, not a curated record. NCBI's taxonomy places the organism in Eukaryota, Viridiplantae, Streptophyta, Magnoliopsida, Solanales, Solanaceae. Gene Ontology annotation, molecular function: protein tag activity. Gene Ontology annotation, biological process: tRNA thio-modification; protein urmylation. Bases 242 to 541 code for a protein of 99 amino acids. The transcript has 4 exons.
CCAUUUAGUUCUCUAGCGUUUGUUCAGCCCAUUUGGACAACUCAAACUACUCUAUUCAUGGUCGAGGAGAAUAUUUUGAUAAAUUUUGAAGGAAAAAAAUGAGGAAAGAAGUGAAAAAGAUUUCAGGGGAAUAAACAGCUCUAAAAGGCUGCCUGUUUCAACCUCCAACCCUACGCAUAAACCCUACAAAAUCAAUAAUCCAUUCAUCCCUCUAGGGUUUUCUGUUUUUUCAUAAACGAGGAUGCAAUUGACAAUCGAGUUCGGGGGAGGACUGGAACUUCUUUGUGAUUCUGUGAAGAUCCACAACAUUAAUGUUGACCCUCAGGAUGGAGAGAAGCAGUUGACGUUGAAAAACUUGCUCUCUUGGGUACGCACCAAUGUGAUCAAGGAGAGGCCUGAAAUGUUUAUGAAAGGAGACUCCGUGAGGCCUGGGGUUCUUGUCCUUGUCAAUGAUGCUGAUUGGGAACUAAGCGGACAGCUUGACACAGUGCUGGAAGAGAAGGAUAAUGUAGUUUUCAUCUCAACACUGCAUGGCGGUUGACAUUGCUAUUAUGCUUCCCGAGCUGCUGAAAACUCGACUCUAGUAGAACUUUGUUCAUUAAUUAUGUCAUGUACUAGUCAAGAAUGAAGUGUGUUGAAUGUAUGAUGCCAAUAUAAGUGCACUUUGAUUACUAAUCCUCUGUCCUGGCAGAAGGAAAAUGAUAUAAAUGCUUUACGUUCGAUUCA